This is a messenger RNA of Hypoxylon trugodes, 576 nucleotides long. RefSeq names its product BTB/POZ protein. The record is from RefSeq and is a predicted model, not a curated record. The coding region runs from base 1 to 576 and encodes 191 amino acids. Gene Ontology annotation, cellular component: cytoplasm. The transcript is spliced from 4 exons. Gene Ontology annotation, molecular function: ubiquitin protein ligase binding. Lineage: Eukaryota; Fungi; Ascomycota; Sordariomycetes; Xylariales; Hypoxylaceae. Gene Ontology annotation, biological process: proteasome-mediated ubiquitin-dependent protein catabolic process; regulation of proteolysis.
AUGUCAGACACGAAAGAAGUCUAUCGGACCGCGGAGGUCAUGCUCAGCGAAUCUGGAGCAAAUCUUCUAGAGACAUCGCUAUUUUCCGACGUAACAGUGAACUGCGGUGACCGUACUUGGAAACUCCACAAGGCUAUAACCUGUUCUCGAUGCCCUUAUUUUAACAAGGCUUUCAAUGGCCAUUUCAAGGAAGCUGCUACUGGUGACCUUACUAUAAAGGAGCAGAUACCUGAAUAUGUGGAUCAAGCCAUCCGGUACCUCUAUACUGGGAAGGCCCCUGAGGACACACUAGAAUCUUGGCCUAUCGACCUUUUCAAGGUUGCGGACUUCCUGCAAAUCAAAUCACUAGAGAGGCAGUCGAUUGAGACUAUCAAGACAAGGCUAAGGGAGGUGAUGGGUUUUCUUGCUGAUAUUCACAAUAAGCCCAAGGAAGCACAGAUGGAAAAGGCCUUUCCUGAUUUUAUCUACCUCGCAAGAACGGCAUACGGUGCGGACUCGGCGUCAUAUUAUAGACUCCGAGAUAUCUCGAAGAGGUUUUUCGCUCAAAUCAAACAGCAUAUUAUCAAUGACGAUUGA